Molecule: messenger RNA, 2595 nt
Organism: Metarhizium robertsii ARSEF 23
Lineage: Eukaryota; Fungi; Ascomycota; Sordariomycetes; Hypocreales; Clavicipitaceae
Product: subtilisin-like protease
Exons: 3
Coding region: 1-2595 (864 amino acids)
Biological process (GO): proteolysis
Cellular component (GO): cell wall; membrane; cytosol
Molecular function (GO): tripeptidyl-peptidase activity; serine-type endopeptidase activity
Source: RefSeq, a predicted model, not a curated record
AUGGUUAGGCUUCGGGCAGCCGUGCCAUUGCUGGCAGCGGCCUUCGGUGUAAUUGUCUCUGCCAAGGUUGUUCCUGGCGCAUUCAUUUUUGAGUUCGAAGACGACCAGGAUACAGCUCCAGCUUUGGACACUGUUCGCAAAAAUGGCGACGUUAGAAUGGAUCUCGACUUUGAGCUGUUUAGAGGCAUAUCGGUCCAGCUGCAUGACCUCGAGAAAGCCAAUAAACUCGUGGACGAGCUGGCUGCUCUGCCUAGCAUUAAGAGGUGGUGGCCUGUUACCUUGCAUAAUGUUCCCGAUGCCCAAGUUCACUGGGCGGGAAAUCCUGACAGGGAGAAGAUCCUCCAGGCUCGAGACAACUCAACGCUGACAAACAACUUUUCGCCUCAUUUCAUGACUCAAAUCGACAAGCUGCAUGCCAAGGGAUACACCGGCAAGGGUGUCCAUGUUGCUGUUAUCGACACUGGUAUUGACUACAAGCACCCCAGUCUGGGGGGAUGUUUUGGAAAAGGAUGCCUGGUCACGAAGGGGUUCGACCUUGUUGGCGACAAAUUCGACGGGAAAAAUGCACCGAUACCAGACGACGACCCUAUGGACUGCCAAGGACACGGUUCCCACGUUGCCGGCAUCAUUGCCGCGACCGACGAGAAAUUCGGCUUCACCGGCGGUGCGCCAGGGGUAACUCUCGGCGCCUACCGCGUUUUUGGCUGUGCCGGCACAGUCUCGUCUGAUGUCAUCAUUGCAGCAAUCAACCGAGCCUAUCUGGACAACGCCGACAUCAUCACAAUGUCCAUUGGAGGCCCAAACGGCUGGAAGCAAAACGCGUGGGCCGUCACGGCCAGCCGCAUCGUAGCCAAGGGUGUCAUUGUCACCAUUUCUGCGGGCAAUGAAGGCAGCCAAGGCAUCUUCUACGCAAGCUCGGGCUCUUCCGGUGAAGGUGUGGCGGCCAUUGCCUCGUAUGACAAUAUGCACAUGCCUACGUUGGUAUACUACGGCAAUGUCACUGUGGGCGCCGACAAACCUCAAGAGUUUCCAUACGUGCUCGGGAACCCCGACAAGUUCGACAUCACCCUGCCUCUCUGGGUCGAUACCUUUAACACAUCGGUGGCCGCGGAUUUGUGUUCCAGUCUCCCUGAGGACACGCCCGAUUUAAGCAAGUACAUAGUCCUUAUCCGCCGAGGCACCUGUAGCUUUAAAGAAAAGAUCUCCAAUGCCGCCGCCAAAGGAGCCCAGUAUGUCAUGUUCUACAACUCAGUCGACGCCCAUCCCACGCAACUGAAUGUCAAGAAAGAUAUCCCCGGAAGCGUCAAAGGGGUCGGCUUUGUCGACAAGAAAACGGGCAAGGAUUGGGUCCAACAGCUUGAGGCAGGCAGCAAGGUCACCGUGGCCCUCGGCUCAAGACUAGACACGAAACGCAUUGUCAAGGACCUCAACAAUACCGCCUCUGGAGGCACCGUCAGUGCCUUUAGCAGCUGGGGCCCGACGUGGACAAUGGACGUCAAGCCUCAGUUUGGUGCCCCCGGCGGGCAUAUUCUGUCCACGUACCCCCGGGCAAAGGGCAGUUAUGCCGUUAUCAGCGGCACCUCAAUGGCCUGCCCCCUCACAGCCGCCAUCUACGCCCUGCUCGUGGAGGUUCGCGGCACGAGGGACCCUGUGUUGCUCCAAAAGCUGCUGUCCGCCAAUUCCAAGCCGCAGGUGUUCAACGACGGCGCCAUCUUCUACGACAGGCUCGCGCCUGUUGCCCAGCAAGGCGCCGGUCUCAUCCAGGCGCACGAUGCCGCCUUUGCCACGACGCUCCUCGAGCCCUCGAGCCUCUCCUUUAACGAGACGACGUACUUUGCCCCCAGCAAAAACUUCACACUCACCAACCACGGUGACAGCAAAGUCACCUACGAAAUCUCCUAUGUGCCCACCCUGACCGCGGCAGCCUUGAAGCCAAACGCCAAAUCCGUCACCGUCUUCCCCGGCGAGUUCUACACCGACUCGGCUGCCAUACGCUUCAGCGAAUCCAAAGUCACCCUCGCAAAGGGCGAAACAGCCACCGUCGAGGUGCUCGCCACGCCCCCAAAGACCCUGGACGCUUCCCUCCUCCCCGUAUGGUCCGGGUACGUGCGGGUCGACGGCACAGACGGCACGUCCCUCUCGCUCCCGUACCAGGGCCUCGUCGGCUCGCUCCGCAACCACACCGUCCUCAGCCCCGGCACGGCAUACAUCGCCGGGGCUAACGACAAAUACAGGAGGCCCGUGGCUGCCAACGCCGUCUUCACCAUCCCGCGGCCCGGCUCGACCAACAAUGCGGCGCUGCCCGUCGUCGUCUACACCCCCCACCUGGGCAGCCGCCUGUUGCAGCUCCGCGUCGCGCGCGUCUCCAAGAGGGGCGCCCUGACGCUCAUCGGCCAGAUCAAGGGUUCCCCGGUCCAGUAUGUCUCCCGCGCGAAAGACGCGCUCAUCUGGGACGGCCGGCUUAACGAUGGCAUGUACGUGCGGGAGGGAACGUACAGGAUAAUAGUCAGGAUGCUGAGGCUGUACGGCGACGAGAAGGACGCCACGGCCUGGGAUGAGAGUGAGACGCUGCCGUUUGUCAUCAGGUAUGCCUAG